AUGGUUUCUACAGUGACGGAAAUCUUCAUCCAUGAUUCAACCCUAAUCUCUCUCUCUCUAUCCGAAGAUAGCAGCAGCAGCAAAAUGAUAUCUUUACAACCACUGUCAAAUCCUAAACCCUUUCCCUUCAAUUACAAGAUCUCAAGACCUAACCACCGUUUCGGCGCCGGGAGGCCCUUAAUUUCGACCAAAGUGGUACGGUCUCUUCUGCAGUACAAUCGCAAGCCUGAGCUAGCUGGGGAGACACCUCGAGUUGUCGUCAUCACCUCCGGCAAGGGAGGAGUAGGGAAGACAACAACAACCGCCAACAUUGGUCUCUCCCUCGCCCGUUUCGGCUUCUCCGUGGUCGCGAUCGAUGCCGAUGUCGGUCUGCGGAAUCUCGACCUCCUCCUCGGCCUUGAGAACCGCGUUAAUUACACCGUAGUUGAAGUCUUGAAUGGAGAUUGCCGGCUUGACCAGGCCCUGGUUCGAGACAAGCGAUGGUCGAAUUUCGAAUUGCUUUGCAUAUCGAAACCCAGGUCUAAACUUCCACUAGGGUUUGGUGGGAAAGCGUUAAUUUGGGUGGUGGAUGCUCUUAAAGAUAGGCAGGAAGGGUGUCCGGAUUUCAUUCUGAUUGAUUGUCCGGCGGGGAUUGACGCUGGAUUUAUCACGGCCAUAACUCCGGCGAAUGAGGCAGUAUUGGUGACGACGCCAGACAUAACUAGCUUACGUGAUGCUGAUAGAGUGACUGGUUUGCUAGAAUGCGAUGGAAUAAAAGAUAUAAAGAUGAUUGUGAAUAGGGUUCGGACGGAUAUGAUAAAAGGAGAAGACAUGAUGUCUGCUCUUGAUAUUCAAGAGAUGUUGGGAUUGCCUUUGUUGGGUAUGAUUCCAGAAGAUACAGAAGUAAUCCGAAGCACAAACAGAGGUUAUCCACUUGUGCUGAACAAGCCACCUGCAAUGGCUGGGCUUGCAUUUGAGCAGGCAGCAUGGAGAUUGGUUGAGCAGGACAGUAUGCAAGCAGUCAUGGUUGAAGAAGAACCAAAAAGACGCGGCUUUUUCUCCUUCUUCGGAAGGUGAAGGGGAAGGAAGGAAAAGUUGGUUGUGGAUUAUUCCGAAAUUCCAAAUAUGAACUAACUAGAUCACCAUCCCCCGUCUCCCAAUGCGGAAGCUCUAAGGGGAUUGUAUUUGAAGCUCUAUGAAUUAAUGGGGGGAGAUCAGGAAACCUAUGUAUGGUUGGUGUGGGAAAGGUUUUAAGUCUUAAAAAUGGUGGUGGAAAAUAUUUGGAGUUUAUGUGAGUGAUCUUUAUGAAUGAAUGAAUGAAUGAAUGAGCAAUAAGCUUAGUUAGUUAGUUGUAUUUUAUUCUGUGUGUGGAUGUUGAUUGAAAUUAAUUCAUUUAUUUUGUUAUC
Impatiens glandulifera is the source of this 1385-nucleotide messenger RNA. Its product is annotated as septum site-determining protein minD homolog, chloroplastic. The transcript has a single exon. Gene Ontology annotation, molecular function: ATP binding; ATP hydrolysis activity. Gene Ontology annotation, cellular component: cytosol; cytoplasmic side of plasma membrane. NCBI's taxonomy places the organism in Eukaryota, Viridiplantae, Streptophyta, Magnoliopsida, Ericales, Balsaminaceae. Bases 1 to 1056 code for a protein of 351 amino acids. The record is from RefSeq and is a predicted model, not a curated record. Gene Ontology annotation, biological process: negative regulation of cell division.